CAUCGCAUCUGUUAUUGAGAAAUGAUGCCGAUGCCGAGUUGACUACAUGGCGUAGAUUUGCUGGCAUGACUGCGCGAUUUUGCCCAGCAGGUGUUUACGAAUAUGUACCAUGCGAAACCAAUGCUGAUACCAGAAGACUUCAAAUAAAUUUCCAAAAUUGUAUUCACUGCAAAACAUGUGACAUCAAAGAACCACGUAACAAUAUUCAGUGGGUUGCACCAGAAGGAGGCAAUGGUCCGAAGUACAAUGGGAUGUAG
This is a messenger RNA of Acanthocheilonema viteae, 257 nucleotides long. The record is from the annotation of a GenBank genome assembly. NCBI's taxonomy places the organism in Eukaryota, Metazoa, Nematoda, Chromadorea, Rhabditida, Onchocercidae.